AUGGAAGCCACGGUAUGCAGGCUAGCUAUGACUGGACAUCAGUCCAUCUUCAUAGCCUCCUGUUACAUCCCUUCUAAAACCCUUCCCCUCAAAAAAGAUUUUGAGGCUAUUUUAUCUCUAGGCAAUUCAGUCAUUAUGUUUGGAGAUUUUAACUCCAAGCAUACUGAAUGGACAUGCCGUACUACCACCCGUAGUGGCAAGUUACUGCUCGAUAUCACGCAGUCUCUUGAUAUUACCGUCCACAGUCCUCUCGGUGUUACUCACUUUCCCGAUAACACCGACUAUGCCCCCGAUGUACUAGAUUUUGCGUUACUCAAAGGAGUUUCUCUCAACCUUAGGGCAAUCGAGACACUAGACGAUCUAGGAUCCGACCACCGACCGGUCUCUCUCAUUCUUGGCCAUCAGCCACCACUCCCAACACCCUCUACUAAAACCUUCACAAAUUGGAAGGGCUUCAAGGAGUCCCUAGCGAAAGCUCUGGACUCACAGGACUCCCCCAUCUCCCUAUCUUCGGACUUAGACAGUCCUGAAAAAAUCGACACCGCGGUCGAUUCACUCUCCACCCUUAUUAAAACCUCCCUUAAGGAGAAUGAAAGGGUCGUCCCGGUUGCUAAUAAUAGUGGGCUUCCCCUGCAUAUUAGCAACCUAUUAAAAGCCAAAAAAGCUGCUUUCCGGAGAGCAGCAAAAUAUCCCACGCCCGAAUAUAGGCGCACGGCCAAUCGUCUUCAACGAGAACUCCGUUUCCGCCUCUCUGAAUUUCGAGACCUCAAAAAGAGUAAGCUCAUGGAGAAUAUCUCUCCCUCUCAUACAGCGUACUAUCAGAUGGCAAGAGCCCUCCGCAUAGACGCUAUCUUCCACACUCCCCCUCUCUCCCGUCCCGACGGUACGGUAGCCUUCGAGGACGAGGAAAAGGCUGAGUGCUUUGCAGACAGCAUUGCCGCUCAAUGCUCUCCUAGCUCUCAACCCGUAGACCCCUCACACGUCCAGGCAGUGGAGGAUGAGGUCCGCCGCCGGAACUCGCCCCCUACAGCCUCCGAACCUAUCUCUGUGUCCAAUGAUGAGCUUUCAUCCCUCAUCAAAGGACUUAAGCCUAAAAAGGCUCCGGGCGCGGAUGGCAUCUCCAACCAAGCCCUAAAAAACUUUCCUGAGCAGGUGCUAACCCUUUUAUCUAUUAUCUUCAAUGCCUGCUUCAACCUUAGUUACUUUCCCACUACGUGGAAAGAGGCAACUGUGAUUGGUAUUCCCAAGCCAGGCAAGCCUCUUAAUCUCCCCUCCAGUCAUCGUCCCAUUAGCCUCCUCAAGGCCAUGGGCAAGCUCUUUGAAAGAGUCAUUCAAAAUCGCAUGAGGCGCCAUCUGUUUCCCACAGACGGUGACCCUCUUAUCAUUCCCCAUCAAUUCGGUUUCCGAGCGAAACACUCCUGCCCCCAACAAGUUCACCGUAUUGUGGAAUAUAUCCUCAGCGGUUUUUAUCCCCGUCGUCAUAAGACUAUCGCGGUCUUUUUCGACAUCGCCAAAGCCUUCGAUAGAGUCUGGCAUACAGGCCUUAUCUACAAACUAUACAAAAUAGGUCUCCCCGAUCGUCUAGUACGUCUCGUGGCCUCUUAUCUUAAUCAUCGUACCUUUCGUUUUAGACACGAAGGCACGCUAUCUUCACAGCGCCCCAUCAAAGCUGGUGUCCCUCAGGGCUCAGUUCUUGCUCCUCUGCUGUACAUACUGUUCACCAACGACAUUCCCAUUCCGCCGAAAGGUGUUCAGCUCUCCCUCUUCGCAGACGACACUGCUCUCUACUGCAAAGGUAUCUCGCUACCUUUCAUACGGAACAAGGUCCAAAAGUCAGUUGAUGACCUAGGAGCUUGGUUCAAAAAAUGGCGCAUCGAUGUGAACCCGGAGAAGAGCUCCGCCGUUCACUUCGAUUAUAAACGACGCCGUCUCAAAAACACUCCACCAAUACGUAUGCUAGGGACCCCUGUCCCCUGGCAUACGUCUGCCAAAUAUUUAGGUGUCACUCUAGACACAGGGCUAACUUUCAGGCCCCACGUCAAAAGAGUAACCCGUCACGCACGUUUUUACCUGAAUAGGCUCAACAGUAUGUUGGGCCGACACAGUAAAAUGUCCCUCAGAAACAAGCGUACCCUUUAUAAGGUCUGUAUACGACCAGUCAUGUCCUACGCGGGCCCCAUUUUCGCCCACUCUAACCCUAAAAUUAUUAAUGAACUCCAAGUAGUUCAAAACCUUUUCUGUCGUCGAGCUGCGAACGCACCUUGGUACGUCCGCAAUGCCGACCUUCAUCGGGACCUAGAGCUCCCUACAAUUCAACAAUUCCUUAAAAAACUCUCUGAGAACUUCUUCAAAGCCUCAGAGUCGCAUUCCAAUCAUUUUAUUCGUGAGGCUGCUAAUUAUGCAGCCCCACUCCCCUCCCGCUAUAGCGUCCGCAGGCCGAGGAACUCCCUCUCGGACCCGCCUAAUAAACUUUCAAACGACCUGAACUGCCUCCUGGCGGCUCAGGCCAACUCUAAUUAA
Parnassius mnemosyne (clouded apollo) is the source of this 2520-nucleotide messenger RNA. The record is from the annotation of a GenBank genome assembly. Lineage: Eukaryota; Metazoa; Arthropoda; Insecta; Lepidoptera; Papilionidae.